AUAGUUUAUGAUUUAAUAGAUCAUUUACAAAACUGGUGCUUGGUCCUAGAACGAACAUUUCUAAACUUUAACUGGUCAGAACACGCUAAAAAACACAUACACGCGAAGAACCUAUUUUACACCAAGAGAAAUUGAAAGUUUAAUUCCUGAGUACUUAAGAGGCGGUGACCCAUACAUUGGAGAUUUGACGGUCACAGACCCCAUAACAGAAUAAUCAAAAUUUUAAUUUCGGGGACUCUCCUUUGUGUAGUUGUUGAUAUUAGGGGUUUCCCUUUGACAAUUGUAACCUACUACUAUACUCAAAGUGAAGAGGAAAUAAAUGAAUACAAUGACAUCAUUAACUGAAAGCAAAGAUAUAAAGAAUCCAAAGGAGCUAUCUUCAAAUAAAUGGUGUAAUAAUCAAAUUCCUAUAUCUUUCGAAUAUCAUGAGGAUGCUGAUGCGUUUUUGAUCGAUUUUAUAAAACCUUCACUAGGCAUUGUAAGAUCUACUAACGAAAUCAACAACGAAAGAAAUAUUCUGGUAUCAUAUGACAGCAAUAACAAGAUAGUAUCAAUUGAAAUAUUAGAAGCGUCAGAAUUAUUACACCAAUAUUUAGUUGAUACUCAGGCAACACUAGAUAGCAAACAUCCACCUAAUUUUUAUCCUAUUCACUAUAAAAAUCAAGAUAAAUUGAUCGUAUACUUCAUUGAUAUCAACUCAUUCAAUAUUCCAUCCAUUAAAUAUCAAAAAACUAAAGAAAAGGACUUUGAAUUAGGAAUGGACGGUGAAAAAAUUUUUCUACUCUUGUUUCACAAUGUUAGUAACAGAAUAGCAAAAUCAUUGUCUGAGGAAGAAAGAAUAAAGCUUGCAAAGGAUGUAGAGUUGUCUAGAUGGGAAAGGAGAACGUUGUCAAGAUAAAAGCUUGUAAAGGAUGUAGAGUUGAUUCUCCACAGAUGUACCAAUUGCAAAAUAUUCCUUCUUAAAUUUAGUAUCAAUUUUUUUCUCUACUUCUUUUUUCUUGAGAUUUGCAACUUCAACAACAAAAAAAGGGAUAAAGCUAAAACAUGCGCAAUAGCAAUAAAAUUAUUAUUUAAUUUUCGAUUAAAAGUUGUAUGUGCAUAUUAAUAUUAAUAAUAAUAAAUUUUAAAUAAAA
Rhizophagus irregularis DAOM 181602=DAOM 197198 is the source of this 1133-nucleotide messenger RNA. RefSeq lists its product as uncharacterized. Lineage: Eukaryota; Fungi; Glomeromycota; Glomeromycetes; Glomerales; Glomeraceae. The record is from RefSeq and is a predicted model, not a curated record.